AUGAAAUACUCUUACACCUGGCUGGUUUUGCUGCCCAUUUUGUUUGGUUUUGCAGGUGGGAGACCUGUGUCACCUGGUACGUACAGUCUAUUCUCACUUAUUCUAAGGUUGUUUCAUGGUAGCGAGCUGUUCCUCUGUUCAGUUUAAAAUUAAUUCUUAGUUUUGAUUCAGAUGUCGUGCUUCUGCUGUACUUUUGUCGAAAUUAAUUCCUGAUUUGAGUUGGGCACUUGAAAACAAAGCUGUGUGCUUAUAUGCUCGCUUGUUUGUGCUUUCUAAACGUAGAAGUUGGAGAUGUAAAGCUACGCAAAAAAGCGAGAAAAAAACCACUAACCUCUUACCAACCGAGCACAGGGGCUGUGCUGAGGAAUAUUGGCCUGAGGUCAGGCCAAAAUUCCCCAGUACCGCCCGAGCAAACGAGGUUAGUAAGUAUUUUGUGAAAUUGCUCUUGAACAUACUUAAAUGUUUUAAAUUUGCCGUAUUUUGCGAACGAAAAGACACGCCUUAUGGCCAUUUCCGUGGAAAAGGUCCGUAUGGCAAAAUCUCGGCAAAGGAAGAACCAGUCAGAACGUUCGAAUAAAUCCUCAAUACUACCUUGCCAUAAGAUAAAAGAAGGUAUUAUUGUUUGACGUGCAGAUAAUUGCAGUAAUCAGAAAAAAUUCACAGAUGUGACCCUUGCCCUGAAAACAUGUCAAACAUUUCAAGCAAAUAAAAGACUAAGAUAAUGGACGAAUCGAAAAUCAGAAAAUAGCGAGAGCGGGUAAACAAAAAUUUAAAAUAAAAACCUAAACUUUUAACACCAUAACAUGAAUAUUUAAAUCCUUCACACUGUUAUCCGUACAUUUCCCAUGGUACUGACAAGGAGAAUGUGUUUGGUGAUCAAAAGCUCCUUGAAUCGGUGAUCAUUUCGUUUAUUCUCCUGGCCUCAGUGUUUAAUUAUAUUGUCAAACUUUAACUAGAAACCAGUUACUCUUGGCGGAUAAAAUGGUACUUUGAAAUGCACAAAACGACUAAUUUGAUUCUGUUCUUUCUUAUUUCAGACUGUGGAAUUCAGUGUGUCGGUUCUCUACCUCAGUGUAACCUUCCAGGACUAUUCGGUUUCCCAAAAUGCGCCAUGCAGCUUGACAAGUGUAAGUUCAGCAAGCCGCGCCCAUUCAGACCAGGGGUGAUUUUGCUUGGUGAACCUGAGUGUUAUUAG
Messenger RNA from Pocillopora meandrina, 1195 nucleotides. The record is from the annotation of a GenBank genome assembly. NCBI's taxonomy places the organism in Eukaryota, Metazoa, Cnidaria, Anthozoa, Scleractinia, Pocilloporidae.